Molecule: messenger RNA, 1056 nt
Organism: Chelmon rostratus (copperband butterflyfish)
Lineage: Eukaryota; Metazoa; Chordata; Actinopteri; Chaetodontiformes; Chaetodontidae
Gene: fam81b
Product: family with sequence similarity 81 member B
Exons: 8
Coding region: 1-1056 (351 amino acids)
Source: RefSeq, a predicted model, not a curated record
AUGUCAGACGAGUCAAAGUUGCCGCCCAAUCAGAAUCACACCAGGCCUGAUGUCUCGGAGGGUCGUCUGAGCGGUCAGGAGAGGACACUGGCUGUGCUGCUGGAGCAGGCUUUCAGGAUCAAAGAGGAGGUGGCUGCAGAGCUGCAGUCCACCCGGGGCUCUGUCCAGGUCAAGGCGCUUUCCCGCAAGCUACUGGAGAAUCACAUACUGACCAUCACUCGCAUUGUCAAGCAGCUCAGCAUGGAUAUACAGGCCCUGCAGACACAGAUCACCCAGCGGGACUCCAUCACCUUUGGGACCACAAUGGCUGUUCAAAGCCUGGACAAGAAGAACAUAGCUGGCAUUGGAGACCUGAGAGGAAGAGUAGCCAGGUGUGAUUCCAGCAUUGCCAGGCUGAGCGCUGACGUGAGCUCGGGGGAGCGGCACCUGAUUAGACUGCAGCAGGAGGUGGCGGAGCUCAGGUCGGCUGUGGACGCUCGGCUCAAAGAGCUGGGAGUCAAGCUUCAUCAUGACCAGGGGAGACUGGAGGCGUCGUUGUCAGAGCGUUCCCAGCACCAAACGAGCUCCAUGUCUGACCUGCAUACAAAGGUUCAACUACUAGAAGCCAGGAUGUCAGGUGAGCUGAAGGCAGCCAGGGAGCAGACGGAUUCACUGAGGAGGUGGACAGAACAGCAGCUCAACAGCUCAGUCCAGCACUGCUCUCAACAACAGGACAAAACGCUAGAGGCAGCGUCUAGAUUAGCUGGCCAGCUACGUGCUCUGGAGGCCCGAGUGGUGCAGCUCGAGGCCCAGCUGCACCAGGCCGACCGCAGCCGGGCAGACCAGCUGAAGCGCUCCGAAACCGAACUCGGGAAAAGAAUGACCUCAGUGGAGCGCGGCCUCCACCAGGAGCUGCAGCUGCUCAAACAGGAAUACCACAAAGGGUUCCUGUCAGUGCACGAUGCCAUUGAGUCCCUGAGGCAGAUAGGUGACAUCAAAUCCCACCUUGAAAAGAAGAAGCUUCAGAAGGAUAUCAGGGACAUCUGCGGCAAGAUGGCAGAGCUCAAUGACUUGUGA